CUUGUUCACGUUUUUUCUCGCGCGGUCAGGGCACCUUUAAGAGGUCUUGCCGGUGUGUGAGCACUGACUUGUUUCGUCGUGUUUCGGUGGAGUCAUGUUUUAACAUCAGCAGCAGCAGGAUUCUGCACCAUGGACGCUUUCCGACAGCGGAGCGCCGACACGAUGCUGUCCGUGUGGAUGUUACUGAACGCGAUGUCGGGACUGAAGGCGGAGGACGAUGGAAUGGAAGAACUUGCCACUGAGAAGGAGGCUGAGGAAAGCCACCGACAGGACAGCGUUAAUCUGCUCACGUUCAUUUUACUGCUGACACUAACAAUUCUCACCAUUUGGCUCUUCAAGCACAGACGUGUGCGUUUCCUUCACGAAACCGGACUGGCGAUGAUUUACGGUUUGCUUGUAGGCGUGAUUCUACGCUACGGAAUUCCUGCCACAAGUUAUCGCCACCAGACGCCGCCGAGCUGCUCUCUGAAGGAAGGACCUGCCAGCACACUGCUGCUUAAUGUCAGCGGCAAGUUCUUUGAGUACACCCUCAAAGGAGAGAUCAACUCCCGAGAGAUUCACAAUGUGGAGCAGAAUGACAUGUUGCGCAAGGUUACGUUUGACCCCGAAGUAUUUUUCAACAUUCUGUUACCGCCAAUCAUAUUCCACGCUGGGUACAGUCUCAAAAAGAGGCACUUCUUCAGGAAUCUGGGCUCCAUCAUAACCUACGCUUUUCUUGGGACAGUCAUCUCAUGUUUUGUUGUUGGGAACCUGAUGUACGGUGUGGUCAAACUGAUGCAGGUGUUGGGACAGCUAUCUGGGAAGUUCUAUUACACUGAUUGCCUUUUCUUUGGUGCCAUCAUCUCUGCCACAGAUCCAGUUACCGUGUUGGCCAUCUUUAAUGAGCUUCAUGCUGAUGGAGAUCUCUACGCUCUGCUCUUUGGAGAAAGUGUAAUGAAUGAUGCCGUGGCCAUUGUGCUAUCCUCUUCCAUUGUGGCCUACCAGCCGAGUGGUGCAAAUAUGCACAUGUUUGAUGCUUCAGCCUUUUUCAAGUCGGUGGGUGUGUUCCUGGGGAUUUUCAGUGGCUCCUUUGUGAUGGGUGCAGCCACAGCCGUCGUCACUGCCCUCGUCACCAAGUUCACCAAGCUGCACUGCUUCCCCCUGCUGGAGACAGCGCUGUUCUUCCUCAUGUCAUGGAGCACCUUUCUGCUGGCUGAGGCCUGCGGCUUUACAGGCGUCGUGGCCGUGCUGUUCUGUGGAAUCACACAGGCUCACUACACAUACAACAACCUCUCGGAGGAGUCCACAAAACGCACCAAACAGCUCUUUGAGGUCCUGCACUUCCUGGCUGAGAAUUUCAUCUUCUCCUACAUGGGUUUGGCUCUGUUCACCUUCCAGAACCACAUCUUCAGCCCCAUCUUCAUCAUAGGAGCUUUUAUUGCCAUAUUCCUUGGAAGAGCCUUCAACAUAUAUCCACUCUCCCUCCUUCUCAACCUUGGUCGUCAGAAUAAAAUCAAAGGAAACUUCCAACACAUGAUGAUGUUUGCAGGACUACGUGGGGCGAUGGCGUUUGCGUUGGCCAUCAGGGAUACAGCCACCUAUGCCCGGCAGAUGAUGUUCACCACGACACUGCUGAUAGUCUUCUUCACGGUCUGGGUGUUUGGUGGUGGGACGACGCCCAUGCUAUCCUGGCUACACAUCAGGGUUGGUGUAGAUCCAGAUCAAGACCUGCAGCCCUCUACCGACAGUUUCCAGGUUUUACAGGGGGAUGGUGCCCAGGCAGAAGAACACAGUAAAACCAAACAGGAGAGUGCGUGGCUUUUCAGGCUGUGGUACACUUUUGACCACAAUUAUCUGAAGCCCAUCCUGACACACAGUGGCCCACCUCUCACCUCUACACUACCCAGCUACUGUGGACCAUUGGCAAGUUGUCUGACCAGCCCCAGGGCAUACGAGACCCAAGAGCAGCUGAGGGACCAUGACCCUGACGUCAUUCAGAGCGAGGGCGACCUGACCUUUACAUUUGGUGAUGCCACCAUCACAGCAAACGGCGCAUCUGGCAGUGCUGCAGAUGAGACUGGGGACUCAGGCUGGAGCGCCAAUGGAAAAAGGAGUGGCAGCACAUCCGAGGAAGUACUGGAGCGUGAAUUUGACCUCCGAGAGCAGGAGCUGCUGAGCCGUGGCACACGACUGGUUUUCCCCAUGGAGGAUCACGUUUGACCAUCUCUUCCCUCCCCUCCCCCCGUCUGCCUCCCUUACCUGACUCCGCCCCAGCCUGCCUUGCUCUCAGCUGGCCACACCUCGUUGGCACAGUGUCCAUUGUCCAGAGGUGCUGUGAGUUGUGGGACCAAAGUUUGAGUGUUUCUGUUUAGGCUCCAGAAGACAUGCACUCUAACGCAUCACGAGAGGAACCUUCCAUGGUAUCAUACUGUGAUUUUUGUUUUUGAUUUCCUCUGCUUCAACAGCAGGGAGGCACUUAUGCAGGAUGUGACAAAAUAUCCAGAAUAUGAGCUACUUUGUUCAGUUGUAACGGGAAAAAAAACAUAUCAGCCUGGUAGAUCCAGGUGCGGUUUGAUCUUUUUGUGUUCAGAUGAUCAUGACUGAGGAAACGCUGCAUGGCUUUUUUUUGUUUUGUUUUGCAACAUUUCGCACCAUCUGGAUGUUGGGAGGAGGCUGCACGACCCAAACACAGUCAGUCACAUUCUGAACGCGUCACAUCCAUAGUUGAGCGAAAACAGUGUUAACACUGAGGAGGUCAUGACUUUGAGGAGCGUAAAGAACCCUGAAUUUCUAACGCUCAGCUGCUGCCAUCAACAAAUUCGCUGAAGAAUGCAAGUGUAUAAAUAGCUACAAUACUGA
Molecule: messenger RNA, 2838 nt
Organism: Thalassophryne amazonica
Lineage: Eukaryota; Metazoa; Chordata; Actinopteri; Batrachoidiformes; Batrachoididae
Gene: slc9a7
Product: solute carrier family 9 member 7
Exons: 16
Coding region: 130-2199 (689 amino acids)
Biological process (GO): sodium ion transport; regulation of pH; proton transmembrane transport
Cellular component (GO): membrane; recycling endosome
Molecular function (GO): sodium:proton antiporter activity
Source: RefSeq, a predicted model, not a curated record